AUGGAGGAUGCUGAGGUGGUAACUGGAAGGUUGAUGGAUGGCGGCGGCAGGACGGCGAAGGAGCACCGAGCCCCUCGACCAGAGCCCUACGCGUCAGUGUCAAACUCGAACAAUCCACAGUCGUCGCCGGUCCGGGAUUUGCUGGAGCAGCUGCGGAGGCUGGGAACUCCUUACCGUGAACUCCGGAAGCUUUCGCCACCAGUAGACCGCUUGCGUGAGGAUGUCCGCGACGGCACGAAAAAGAAGGUGGCGCAGGAGUUGCGGCUCCAUCGCUUUGGCGACUCGUUGACACAGGCGCAGGUGAUCCCGGAUCCCUGUCGAUGUGUUUGUCUCUUCAAAGACGAGGGAGACGGGUCCGCCGGAAAGCCGUCCAAUGCUCCUUCCGGCGGCGACUUUUUGCUGGGUCGCUUCGAUGUGUUGACAUGCGGAGCUGUCGCUGACUUUGAUGCCAACUGGAAGUAUGUCCGGCCAGGUAACACGCCGAAGCAACCCUUUUGGGUCAUCCACGCGGCUGCACUGAACAUCGGUGAGAACGAGUUUGCGACGGACUUCUACGACUACUCCAACGAGAAUUCGAAGCUGGACUUCGUCGCCUAUGUCGAAGACAUGGGGCGGAUCUACGACAACAUCUUGCAAGCCGCCGCUGCUCUCGGAGUGUCUGACCUCAUCUUCUUUCCUUUCGGUAUGGGCGCCUUCCUCCGUAACUUGCACAAGCUCGAUGGCAGGUAUUGCCAGGACGACGUGGGCCUUGCGAACUUGCGGCAUGCCCUGGCAAAGCGAUUCGUGAAGUCACUGGUGGUGGCGAAAGUGCCGUUUGUUGUGCGGCUUUGCAUCGCGCCGAGUGGCAAAGGGGACGAGCUCGAUGCGAAUGCUGUCGCCUUUCUUCAAUCCAUUUUGGAAGGGAUCCAAAAGGGCGUCGGCGAUAAAGCAAUGCGCCUGAAGCCGUCAUCUGUGGAGAUCCUGCUGAACGCGGAUGCCCUGACAGUUGCCCAGCAGUAUGCCAACGACCGGCGGACAGUGGGGUUGGUCAAUGGCGCAAACCGUCGCCUCAUCGGAAACCAUUGGUUCUCCCAUGGUGCCCGCAUGGCCAUUGACGAGAAUCUCCACAGACGCAGCUGGCGCAUGGCAGCCACAGCCUACCUUCUGAACGGCGGAGCGGAGGUGUCGAGGCGUCAUCCUAGCGCCCUCGCAGAAGCGGUGAAGAGGCUCGGGGGAACUGUGCAAGAACUUGCGGCAAAGAGCGGCAGCGAUGUGAAGGCCAAGAUCCUAAAGCUCUUCCGCCAAUACGACGAGUCUGGCGAUGGGCGAAUCUCCAAGGCAGAGUUCGUGAAGAUGCUCAUGCGCCUCAAUCAUCAACAAGACGACAGCGAAGCGAUCUUCAAGCUUGCGGACACCAACCAAGAUGGUUUCGUCUCAUACCACGAGUUCGUCUAUUGGCUCUACGGGCCAAAGCACCCGUCCCUUACGUCGGCGGGGGCCCGAUGCUGA
This is a messenger RNA of Symbiodinium sp. CCMP2592, 1488 nucleotides long. The record is from the annotation of a GenBank genome assembly. Lineage: Eukaryota; Dinophyceae; Suessiales; Symbiodiniaceae.